AUGGAAUUUAAAUUACAAGAUUUGGCGAAAAUCGCCUUGGGUUCCGCGGAUCUUACAAAUGUGAAUAUAGCCGUCUUGCAAAGUCUCAUUGAAAUUCUGCUUAAGAAACUUAAUUGUCAAUCGGAGGCAGUUAUUUUGAGCUCCUUUGAAGGCAAUAAACUACAAAAUCUCUUAAAUCAAAGCAAGCUUUCUCCUUUGGCUAUUGACGAUGAAAAAAUCGAAGUGAUAAGCGAUAAACUACAACGUUUAUUAAAAUUGGAGCAAGUCGUCCAAACGAUGGACGAAAAGCUGUCAUGCCAUUUGGAAGAAUCCAGUCGACAAAGCAAUCAGAAUGAAACCACCCUACAGUUGGAUAAUUGGCAGAAUUUUAACCCCGAAGAUCUUUGUACAAUUUGCAAUCCCGACAAUGUGAUUGCCUGUAAGCUAUUGAAAAACACCGAUUUCCUUAAGAAGCUGUUGCGGCGCAUUUCAGCACCGAUGGUGGAUCGUGUUUUCCAAUUGGAAAAUAAAAUCGCUGCCUUAGAAAAGGAGUUCAAUGCAUUUAUCGCAAGAACCGAAGAACAUUAUUUGAAGAUUCAAUUACUGGAGAAAUGUCUGCAUGAAAUCGAAUUACUACGAAAAAAGAUAAACGAAAAUCAAACACAAUUUAUUUGUGUCAUGGAAGAGGUGCAGGAUAUGUUGGAUGCGAAGCUAGAUAAAAUACAUGUGCCGGCUCUUAAGAAAUAUAUCAAAGAUAAUUUUUUGAGAAUUUCCCGGGAGAUCAAUGACCUUCAGGCAAGGGAAGAAUGUCCACGUGCUGCAGGGAUAAUUAUGAGCGGUCUUCAGUGUAUGUCAUGUGGUAGUGCGAAUAUUUGUAGGGAUGUGGGUAGUCAAUCGGUGGCCAUGCUACCCGAUUCAAGUAAAAAAUUGGAUUCUGCUCUGCUGAAACAUUGUGCUACACCGAGCCCAAAUGACAAUAUAUCGAAGAGGAAGAAAAUUAAGGCAAUUUCAAAAAGUGUUGGUGUGGAAAAUAUUUCUUCGCGUUGGAAUGCAAAAGCAACCUGUGGAGUUGUUAAAGGUGAAAAAUUACAACUAUUAGAAGGGUUCGAUGGUAAUCUUUAUCGUAAGGGAUGA
Musca vetustissima is the source of this 1113-nucleotide messenger RNA. RefSeq lists its product as uncharacterized. The record is from RefSeq and is a predicted model, not a curated record. The transcript has a single exon. The coding region runs from base 1 to 1113 and encodes 370 amino acids. Lineage: Eukaryota; Metazoa; Arthropoda; Insecta; Diptera; Muscidae.